Melanotaenia boesemani (Boeseman's rainbowfish) is the source of this 4430-nucleotide messenger RNA. RefSeq names its product sodium/hydrogen exchanger 6-like. The transcript has 16 exons. Lineage: Eukaryota; Metazoa; Chordata; Actinopteri; Atheriniformes; Melanotaeniidae. Gene Ontology annotation, biological process: proton transmembrane transport; regulation of pH; sodium ion transport. Gene Ontology annotation, molecular function: sodium:proton antiporter activity. The record is from RefSeq and is a predicted model, not a curated record. Gene Ontology annotation, cellular component: membrane; recycling endosome. Bases 132 to 2249 code for a protein of 705 amino acids.
AUGAACCGGAAGUUACAGUGUUUUGAUACGCGGAAGAAGCCCAGCCGUCGUCUAUAAAAAAAUAGACGCUUUCUUAGCAGAAAAGAAAAUAUUUUUAGACGACAAAUGUGACAUUCUCGCUCAAGGCCACCAUGGAAUUUUCACUGAGACGAGUUAUUGGUGUGAAACCACCAAAAGCGUAUCUCCUGCUACCUUUUCUGUUGUCGGUCCUGCUCGUCGGAAGCCAAGGCGACAGUAAUGUGUUGGAUAACGUCGUCACUGAGAGGAUGGCUGAGGAAAGCCACCGACAAGACAGUGCCAAUCUGCUUAUAUUCAUCAUGUUGCUAACACUCACCAUUCUAACGAUAUGGCUUUUCAAACACCGGCGUUUUAGGUUCCUCCACGAAACGGGACUUGCCAUGAUCUAUGGCCUGUUAGUGGGUGUGAUCCUGCGCUUUGGUGUCCAUGUGCCUCAGAGUAUGAGCGAUUUGAUCCUCAGCUGUGCUGUCAACGCCAGCCCUGCCACCUUGCUAGUCAAUGUCAGUGGACGAUUCUACGAGUACACCUUGAAAGGAGAAGUCAGUCGGGGGAAAGGCCACCAAGUGCAGGACGAUGAAAUGCUGCGAAAGGUGACCUUUGACCCAGAAGUUUUUUUCAACAUUUUGCUGCCUCCUAUAAUCUUCCAUGCAGGUUACAGUCUGAAAAGGAGGCAUUUUUUCAGAAACAUUGGUUCCAUCCUGGCCUAUGCUUUUAUGGGAACAGUUAUUUCUUGCUUUGUUAUUGGGCUCAUCAUGUAUGGCUUUGUGUCUUUCAUGAAAGUUGUGGGCCAGCUUGGGGGCGAUUUUUACUUUACUGACUGCCUCUUCUUUGGGGCCAUUGUCUCAGCAACAGACCCAGUGACUGUGCUGGCUAUUUUCAAUGAGCUGAAAGUAGAUGUCGACCUAUACGCUUUAUUGUUUGGGGAGAGUGUUCUCAAUGAUGCUGUGGCCAUCGUUCUCUCCUCCUCCAUUGUGGCAUAUCAGCCAGCAGGGGACAACAGCCACAGCUUUGAGGCCAUGGCCUUGCUGAAAUCCUUUGGCAUUUUCCUUGGUGUCUUCAGUGGUUCUUUUGCACUUGGAGUGGCUACUGGAGUCAUGACUGCUCUUGUGACCAAGUUUACUAAGCUGAGGGACUUCCCUUUGCUGGAGACAGCCCUCUUUUUCCUGAUGUCCUGGAGCACCUUUUUGCUGGCAGAGGCCUGCGGGUUCACAGGUGUAGUAGCAGUGCUGUUCUGUGGGAUCACUCAGGCUCACUACACCUUCAACAAUCUCUCCCCCGAGUCUCAAGACAGAACCAAACAGUUGUUUGAGCUGCUGAACUUCCUGGCAGAGAACUUCAUCUUCUCCUACAUGGGUCUCACUCUCUUCUCCUUCCAGUCACAUGUCUUCAACCCAUUAUUCAUCAUUGGAGCCUUUCUGGCUGUGUUUCUAGGCAGGGCUGCAAACAUCUACCCUUUGUCCUUCCUCCUCAACCUGGGCCGCAAAAACAAGAUAGGAUCAAAUUUUCAGCACGUUAUGAUGUUUGCAGGUCUGCGUGGAGCGAUGACCUUUGCUCUUUCUAUUCGAGACACAGCAACAUAUGCCCGCCAAAUGAUGUUUUCAACCACCCUGCUCAUUGUCUUCUUCACUGUGUGGAUCUGUGGAGGCGGCACCAUGCCCAUGCUGUCUUUCAUGAGCAUACCAGUGGGUGUGGACUCUGAUCAGGAACACUCAAGCUCAACUGUGUGGGAUGGGUCGCAGCGGAGGAGCACCAAACAUGAGAGCGCCUGGCCCUUCAGGAUCUGGUACAACUUUGACCACAACUAUCUGAAACCCCUCCUGACUCACAGCGGUCCUCCGCUCACUGCUACUCUGCCAUCUUGUUGUGGACCACUAGCAAAAUGCCUUACCAGCCCACAGGCCUAUGAGAAUGAAGGGCAGCUCCAUGACGACGACUCUGAUUUAAUUAUUAACGAUGUCAACGUGAGCUCCAUGUACGCAGACGUCACCGUCAGCACAGAUGCAUCUGGAUCCCGCACCUUUAAUCCCAAGAGCUCCUCCACCAGCAACGCUGGGAAAGGAUCGGUCAACGAGGGUCUGGAGCGGGAGCUCGGCCUGGUGGAACAUGACGUCGCAAUCCGCGGCACACGCCUCGUCCUGCCAAUGGACGACCCUGCUGAGCCCCCAACAACCGUCACCCUUCCCCCGCCACCAUCCCCGCCAAGCUCUGAAACUCACAGGCACAGACUGUAAGAAGGGCCCCUCGGUUGGGAUUUGGUUUGUGUUUCAGACUUAUAAAUAAUCAAAUAUUACAAGAAAAAAAAAAUCUGUUUGGGGUUUAAUGAAAUUACAAAUUAUUGUUAACUAUCAGUCAUAUAAAAGUGGAGUUGAUGGGACCACCUCUCUGUCUCGCAUCUGUUAGCAAGAGCAUCUUUAUCUCUGUCAAAAUCAAAGCAGAAACACAGUUAGCUGCUAUCGAGAAGGCUAAAAAGUGGAAGAGUGCGUCCAUUUGCACCACAGCGGUUAAGCUAGUGUCUCUCAAAGUUCCAACUCUGGUUGUAUAUAUAGUUUUUUUUUAUUUUUAUUUUUAUUUUUUUAUGGUGGUGAGAUUUUGUCUCUGAUGUCAGUUACUGUAUUUGUUCAGUUUUUUAAAAAGUAUACUAAAUGAUCACAACCACCCUGACAUUUGCUGUGUUGUUAAAGAGCAUUUACACUAAAACUGGGUAAUUGUUAUUUGACUUAACCUCAAGUUGUCUUACUCUGCUCCAAAUGUUUGCCUCCCUCUCAAAGUUGUCAGAACGGUUCAACGAGUUAGAAUCUGGAUUUGAAUGGACGAUAUUUCAGAAGGAGCGCAAAUGAACAGAGAGAAAGUUAUAUUUGUGAUGGAAACGGUACAAAUACUUUGUAUGUAGGCACUGAGAGGUCUAAAGGAUGAUGCGCUAAAAACUGUAACCGCAUCCGCAACACUGGAGCAUCUCUGAUACAGAUGCCAGCACUUGAUUUAUUGACCUGUUUAUUUAAAUGAUUUGUUUAUUUAUUAUUUAUUGAUGGUGUUGUAGUGUGAAAUCCUUUACUACUUGGGGGUGGAAGGCUACUGUUUCAAGCUCUUUCUGUUUAUGAAAGAAAACUGCGCCACAACUCCACCUGGUACGUCUUGCAAUGAGGAUUUCACAAGCUGGGAUUUACUCAUUUGUCUCCGUCCCAUAUCGUAGCAGAUGCUUCUACUUUAUACUUGGAAACUAGAGCUUCCUCGUGUGUUUUCCUAUUAUGUGCAUGGCUGAUGAGGCCAAAUCGUAUAUAGUUACUAGGGCUAAAGUUUCUGGUUUUCUGCUGGUUAAAAAGUCUUUCUCACAAAACGAACAACAACACAAACUGCCAUGUCUUUAUGAUGUUGUCAUCAAAGAUAACGGGUGGGGGUCUUUGGCUGAACUGUUUUGAAUUCAAGUGCCUAUUUAGAAACUCAAUUAAGUAUUUCUGAUUUGUAUGUAUUUUGAUUUGCUGAUGUGCAGUUAAGUGAUAUUUUUUUAUAUGGUUUAUGACACUACAACUUUUGAUUGAAGCUGAAUUCUUCCAGUCUUCCCAGUAUAAUUGGGCCACCACAUAUCUGUCUGUGGUUUUACUAUUGUAGCAUCAAAUGGCAGAAAAGCCUGAAAGAGUGCAAAAUAAAUAUUACAUUUACCCUAAUGGAAAAUUACAGGUGUUGUCAGAUGUGAGCAUUUUUUGAACAGUGUACAUAUGGAAAACAUUUUUUAUGUAAAAAAAACAUUGAUGUUGCACUUUGUAAUAAUUAGGGGCAAAAUUUGAAUUUGAGUGUAGGGAAAAGAAAGAUGUGUCUGAUUUUUACUGAUGGUAUUGUGCACUUUUUAAACAAAGUUUGUUACUGUUCCAUCUUCUUUAGGGGAUAAGUUUAACUAAAAUAUCUCCCUAAAUCACCAACUUUGUCCUGAUUUUUGCUGAGCUAACGAUGUAAGGGGCUUUUUUUUAUAAGUGAGGUGGAAGUUAUUCCUUCUCUACAUUACUAUAUCAAGAAAGUUAUCUAAUGUUUUGAUUAUGUGAAACUCCACUUGUUUUGAUCAACAAGCAGUAUUCUCAAAUGAGUUGCUGCAUAUUCUUCUAGAGAUAUGCAUCCACAUCUUUUGAUCUACAAGUCUGAUUAAAAUGUAGUUAAACCGUAAAUAACUACUCUCUGUGGGAUUCUGAAGAAACAUCCUAAACUCAAUUAAAUAUAUGAAAAUGUUCCAUGUUUCUGCUGUUAGUAGAAACUGUAUUUGGUACAUCUGCAGUAUGUCCAUGUGUAAAUGUUUUCAAAGUUUUGAGGGCAAAAUAAUCUGAAAUGGAUUCUGGGUGUAAUCCUGAAGUUAUUAACCGUGUGUUGUCAGUUUGACUUCUUGCAAGUGUACUAAAAUGAAAAUAAAAAACCCCUUUUAAAUUUGA